This is a messenger RNA of Tachysurus vachellii, 2248 nucleotides long. RefSeq names its product solute carrier family 1 member 9 (gene slc1a9). Gene Ontology annotation, molecular function: L-glutamate transmembrane transporter activity; neutral L-amino acid transmembrane transporter activity; glutamate:sodium symporter activity. NCBI's taxonomy places the organism in Eukaryota, Metazoa, Chordata, Actinopteri, Siluriformes, Bagridae. Gene Ontology annotation, cellular component: plasma membrane. Gene Ontology annotation, biological process: L-glutamate transmembrane transport. Bases 29 to 1894 code for a protein of 621 amino acids. The transcript has 9 exons. The record is from RefSeq and is a predicted model, not a curated record.
ACACACAGGUGUGAUAGGAGGCUCAGUGAUGGGUCUGCUCUUGCGUUAUAUUCCUGAGUUGGACUCAGACAUGCUGACGCUAGUUUCCUUCCCUGGAGACAUUCUCAUGAGGAUGCUGAAGAUGCUCAUCCUCCCCCUCGUCAUCUCCAGUCUCAUCACAGGUCUGGCAGGUCUAGAUGCUCGCUCCAGUGGGAGGAUGGGUACCAGGGCCAUGGUGUACUAUAUGUCCACCACCGUCAUCGCGGCUGUGCUGGGUGUCAUCCUUGUGCUCGGGAUUCAUCCAGGAAACCCCAAACUCAGGACCAAUCAGACCAGCACUGGACCCUCUAACCAGGAGGUCAGCAGCAUGGACGCUUUCCUGGACCUGAUCCGUAACCUGUUCCCUGAGAACCUGGUCCAGGCCUGCUUUCAGCAGGUUCAGACGGUGGUGAAGAAGGUCCCGGUGCCUGUCAGCAACCAGAGCGAACCUGUUUCUGUCAACAGGAAGAAGCUGGAGUUUAAGUGGGGGAUGAACGUUCUGGGUUUGAUCGGCUUCUUCAUCACGUUCGGGGUCUGCAUGGGCAAAAUGGGCGAGAAGGGAAAGAUCAUGUCUGAGUUCUUCAACAUCCUCAACGAGAUCAUCAUGAAGAUGGUGUCCAUGAUUAUGUGGUACUCUCCGUUCGGUAUCGCCUCUCUGAUCUGUGGAAAGAUAGCCGCCAUCGGUGACCUGGAGGCCGUGGCCCAGCAGCUCGGCAUGUACAUGGUGACGGUGAUUGUUGGUCUCAUUAUCCACGGUGGGAUCAUCCUGCCCGUCAUAUUCUUUUCCGUGACACGGAAAAACCCCUUCACCUUUUAUUCCGGGAUCUUCCAGGCCUGGAUCACGGCACUCGGCACAGCCAGCAGCGCCGGCACGUUGCCCGUCACCUUCCGCUGUCUGGAGGAGAAUCUGAAGAUCGACAAGCGGGUCACGCGGUUUGUGUUGCCCAUCGGCGCCACCAUCAACAUGGACGGCACGGCGCUUUACGAGGCAGUGGCUGCUAUUUUCAUCGCCCAGAUGAACGGCAUCGAGCUGGACGGAGGACAGAUCGUCACCGUGAGUAUGACGGCCACUCUGGCGAGUGUCGGAGCCGCCAGUAUUCCCAGUGCUGGUCUGGUCACCAUGCUGCUCAUCCUCACCGCAGUGGGUCUCCCAACACAGGACAUCAGCCUGCUGGUGGCAGUGGACUGGCUGCUUGACAGACUGCGAACCUCCAUCAACGUGGUGGGUGAUUCUUUCGGAGCAGGUAUCGUGGACUUCCUGUCUCGUGCAGAGCUUUCCCAGAUGGACGGAGACAUUCCCCUGUCAGACGAGGAGUUUGUCCCUCCUCCCCCGCUCCUUACUGAUAUCGACCUGAUUGACCCUAUCUGCCCCCCAGAACUGCCCCCUCGUUUCCCCCGGCCCCCCAAACUCAACCACCACCAGCAGCAACAGCAGCAGCAUCAGCCACAUCAGCAGCAUCACCACUUCCACCCUGCUGCAUCUCUGAGCCACUCUCGCUCUUACUCCACUCGCUCUGCUCGCUCUCUAUCCCCUCGCUCCGUCCAGUCUCCCUCACCUCUCUCCGUGUGCUCGCACUCUCCUCGUCCUCACCGCACUCACUCGCCCCGCCUCCUGAACCGCCGCUCUGACCACGCCUACUGCGCUCUGCCAACACACGAUCCCCAGGCAUCGACGCUGCCACGAGACCACCGGGAGAGACGGCGAGAGCGAGAGAGAGGCAGCGAGAAGCUGCGUAGAAGAGAGAGAGGCCGAGAGAGCGAGACAGAGGAAGACGAAGAGAGAGAAAGGAUGAUGGAUGAGGGCAGUGAGGGAGAAGAAAGUGAUGACACCGCCUACGACCGGAGUCACGCCAUCGCACCCUGUGAGCUGCCCUGAGUGACAGAGUCACCCUGCCACGACCACCACCACCCACCCACUUUAAACCACUUUUACUACACUUCCUAACGCUUUACGGCACCCGCUCACAGCUUUUAUGAACUUAUUUAUUUGUAAAUUCUUCACAGGAAGGUUCACACAAAGCCGUCGUUCCCUUCAUUCAUUCCUAAAUGUGUGUAAAAGGAACCUCACUAAUUAAUGAUUAAUGACCAGCUUCCAACUGUGAUUAAAUUAAUAAAUACAUCUGUUUAAUGAGACAAAUGAGACUAGGCUUUCAUUCAGGACAAAAGUAAUGGCACCCUCUAAAGGGUGGACGAGUUAGUGUGUGUCUGUGGCAGCUGGUGCGCUGCAGUA